Melanaphis sacchari is the source of this 2561-nucleotide messenger RNA. RefSeq names its product proton-coupled amino acid transporter-like protein pathetic. Gene Ontology annotation, cellular component: vacuolar membrane. The transcript has 9 exons. The record is from RefSeq and is a predicted model, not a curated record. Gene Ontology annotation, molecular function: amino acid transmembrane transporter activity. Gene Ontology annotation, biological process: amino acid transmembrane transport. NCBI's taxonomy places the organism in Eukaryota, Metazoa, Arthropoda, Insecta, Hemiptera, Aphididae. Bases 388 to 2121 code for a protein of 577 amino acids.
GCGAUACGUUGUUGGCAGAACGCGGUAACGUCGUCGCUCUCGUUUUGACCGUCUUAUAGUCCUGUAACGGAUCCCGGCACACCAGUUGCCGUCCACCCGUCGUCCCGGCGUCACGGUAGCGCACCGCUGUAAACGACAGCAGCACCAGCAACUCGGCGGAGAGCGUCCAAGGGCGGCGAUCGUCGUCAUCAUCACAAUCGGCUAACCGCGAGACGAGACGAGACAACCUGUUCCCGCGGCCACGCAGCGCCGUCGUCCGUCGCGUACCCACGUCCGCCACCCGGUUGUUCCGGCCGAAAGGAGUUAACAUAAUAAUCACUUUCGAUUUAAUCAACACUAUCAGUUGAAUUGUAAAUUUUGCGGCACAUGUACACGUGAAAUGCGAUUAUGAAGAAAGUAAAAACCAAAUCUACUGGCACCAGCACGGACAAUGGUGCCGCCAUCCAAGUUGAAGUAGCCGCCGAAAUUCCAAACACAGAAAAACAUAAUAUAUCGAAUUUGGAAGCGAUGAUGCAUAUGAUUAAGUCGACCAUUGGUGGUGGAUUCUUAGCCAUGCCCGAAGCAUUUCAUAAUGCAGGAUUGUUGGUAGGCUCUAUAGGCAUAGUGAUCCUCGGAAUUGCGGUGUUGAAUAUGAUGUCAUUUAUUGUUCGUUGCUCACAAACAUUAAGAUCCGGUAAAUACGCGGCUGCCAUUUUGGCAGAAAGAAAUGAAAAUAAUGAAGAUGUCGAAGAUGUCGAAGAAGAAUCUACGAGCAAUAAUCAGUCGAACAAACAAAAUAACGGAAAGAUGUUAUUAUUGCCUCCUAUGGACUAUCCGGAUACAGUUGAAGCAGUGUUUAAGUACGGCUCAAAUGGCUACUUCGCAUCAUGGGGCCCAUUAGCCAAAAAGUUCACCACAAUCUCUUUGAUUUUAACAUAUUACGGUGUCAACAUCAUUUACGUGUGCGUCGUGGCGAGUACAAGCAAGCAGCUCGUUGAUCUUUACACCGCCGGUGGAGCCGUGGGCACGUGGAGCUACAUGUUAAACGGUUUGUCCAUUCAUUGGUACCCCUUAGCUGUAGCUCUGCUAAUCAUUCCAAUGGGCAUGGUUCAAAUAAUAAAAUACCUAGUGCCAUUCUCAGUAAUUGCUAAUGGGCUGAUUUCGGCGGGCACUAUAGCGAUGUUCUACUUCAUCUUCACUGAUGACGAUGGACGCAACCCUCUUCAAGAGAAUGAACUAUCAAAAUUAGUAGUAUGGCCAAUGACGCGCUGGUCUCUGUUUGCAGGCAGCGCAUUAUGUUCGAUGGAAGGGGUCGGAAUGCUUAUGCACAUUGAAAACUCGAUGAAGUAUCCACUAGAGCUUGCCGGACCACCAUCCUACACACUGCACUGGUCUAUGGUUAUCAUCGUACUACUCAACGGCGCUUUGGGCUUUUUUGGUUACAUACGGUACGGUGAACGGUGCCUAGGAAGCUUGCCACUUAAUUUGCCUCCGAAUAACAGAUUAUCUGAAUCCGUAAAAAUCGUAGUCACUUUGGGAAUAUUAAUGACUUACGGACUCCAGCUGACCGUUACCGCGGACCUAGUGUGGCAAUGGAUUAAAAAAAAGAAAGUGAAAAAUGCCGUACGUAAAUACGGAUCGAAAGUUGUGGUUAUAGAAAAAACAAAAACGAGUUUAGAUUACAAUAUCAUGCGAUUUAUCUUGAUCAUCGGAACGGUGAUUAUAGCGACUGCGGUACCUGACGUCGGGCCGAUGAUUUCUCUCGUCGGUUCGGUCGGUUUUUCAGUACUUGGUCUCAUAGUGCCUGCAGCACUCGAGACCGUUUGGUAUUGGAAUCCGGAAAGCGAAGAUGACUAUGAAGACAGCCACCAAGAGAUGAAUAGCUGCGAUAAUGUAGGUGUGGAGAACGGAAUCGGAUUGGCAUCGGCAGCGGUGCUGACGCAGAAGGUCGCAAAGACUGAUAAAGCCAUCCGGAACAUAGCUAUCCGCAGAUUCUUACGACAUGCGAAAAAUUUUAUAUAUUUUAUAUUGGCUUUGUUCGCACUGACCGGCGGAGCCUUCUAUAAUAUACGAGAAAUUAUAACUCAAUCUCCAGACCAUAGCGUACCCAUUGUAUCAGAAUUUUCUCAAACUAAAGUGUAACGCUUUCAAAAUUACGACUAUAUGUAUUACUUUAGAAUUAGAAAUUUAAAAUAUAGUAUUAAGUUAAUGGUUUGAGAACAGCUUGAACGGAAAGAGAAUAUUAUAUUCUCAAAAAUUAUAUAAGCAAGCUUAAGUAUCUCAAAACCAAUAAGUAGAAUCACUACAUAAUGUUUUUUUCUUAGAUAGGUAAACAAUUAGUUAUAAUAUAAAUGACUGCACAUAUUAUAGAACUAUAACCGCUGCACUUGUUUUUUACGAAUAACCCAUACGACAUUGUCCACCGCGAUAAUAUUUUCACUGAAUAUAAAACGUUGAUAGUAGAUACUCCAAUAUUGUGAAAAGUACACAUCUCUAAAGUUAUCAAAUGGUUUCAUUUACAGUUUUUUAACGCUAUUUUUUAUUAUAAUUUCAAGUAGACAAUUACAUUUAAAUUUUUUUUG